This is a messenger RNA of Rangifer tarandus platyrhynchus (Svalbard reindeer), 1077 nucleotides long. NCBI's taxonomy places the organism in Eukaryota, Metazoa, Chordata, Mammalia, Artiodactyla, Cervidae. The record is from the annotation of a GenBank genome assembly.
AUGCAGCGAGGGUGCUUGAGUGCAUCCCAGCCGUCGGGCCAUCCCUCCGAGGACACCACCCUCAUCCGUCAGAUCUUCGGCGGGACUUGCAGCUCUCAGAUCCAGUGUGUCCACUGCCUCGGUGUCUCAGACACGUUCGACCCUUAUCUGGACAUCAGCCUGGAUACCACCGCGGCUCAGAGUGUGGAGCAAGCUCUGAGAGAGCUGGUGAAGCCCGAGAAGCUGCACGUUGAAAAUGCCUAUGACUGUGGCGUUUGUCUCCGGAAAGUGCCUGCCACCAAGAGGUUGACUUUGCACAGGACGUCCCAGGUCCUGGUGCUGGUGCUGAAGCGGUUCACACAGGUGAGCGGGGCCAAAAGGGCUCAGGAAGUGCGCUAUCCCCAGUGCCUCGACCUGCAGCCCUUCACGUCUGAGCGGAAAGCAGGGCCACUGGGCUACGUGCUCUAUGCCGUGCUGGUGCACUCUGGGUGGAGUGGUGAGCGAGGACAUUACUUUUCUUUCGUGCGAGCGGGCAACGGCCAGUGUUAUAAGAUGGGCGAUGCCAAGGUGACGGCCUGUGAUGAGAGUGCUGCCCUGAGCCAGGGCGCCUACAUCCUCUUCUACUCCCGAGAGGGUGCGUGGCAAGGGGGUGCUGGGGGAGGGUCUGCGGCCCCCCUCACGCCUGACCCCACACACCCCGGGGAACCUGACCCUGCCGGCCCCGGGGAGCCUGUGGGCGAAGCCAGCGGCAGAGCUCCUGGGACACAGGUGUCCCCGGGGGCCACAGAGGUCGAAGGAAUCAGCUUAGAGCAGUGGAGACGCCUAAAAGAGCACAACCGGCCGAAGACGGCCUCCGACCUCUGGAAGAUCCAGUCGGCCCUGCCUGCCGGCCCAGUCGUGAUUCACCAGUCCAAACUCGGAGCAGGGAGAAACGGCAAGCUGCCCGAAGAGGAGCACGACCGGCUCGACCGUUCCAGCAUGCACAGCCCGCCUCCGGGCCCAAUGAGCGUUGGCAACGGCCCUUGUGCCAGCGGGAGGACCCGAGCGACCAAGAGGAAAAACAAGAAGUCGCGGCCAUCUCUGGGGCUGUGGCGGUAG